AACUCCCAGUGUGGGCAAGGAGAACGGCGGAAGUGACGUUGUAGGAAGCAGGGAAGGCUGCUGUGCCAGAGCUGGUAAUGAUGGCCGCGGUGUGGAGCCCUGUCCUGCUGCUUCUCCAGUCACUGCUCCUGGGGUUCCUGUCAGGCAGUGCCGCCGCCGACCUUACAGAUGGCAACAGUGAACACAUGAAGCGGGAGCAUUCGCUUAUCAAGCCGUACCAGGGGGUGGGCUCCAGCACAAUGCCGCUAUGGGAUUUCAUGGGCAGUACAAUGCUAACAAGCCAGUAUGUGCGCCUGACACCAGAUGAGCGGAGCAAGGAGGGAUAUAUCUGGAAUAGUAUGCCUUGUUUCUUGAAGGACUGGGAGAUGCAUGUACAUUUCCGGAUCCAUGGUGCUGGGAAAAAGAACCUUCAUGGAGACGGCUUUGCUCUGUGGUAUGCGAGGGAUCGUCUACAGCCAGGGCCGGUGUUUGGAAAUCAAGACAAGUUCCAUGGCUUGGCGGUAUUUGUAGAUACAUAUCCCAAUGAUGAAACCACAGAGCGUGUCUUUCCAUAUAUCUCGGUCAUGGUAAACAACGGCUCCUUGGAGUAUGACCAUGGUAAAGACGGGCAAACGGUGGAAUUAGCGGGCUGUACAGCUGAUGUUCGCAAUAGUAACCAUGACACUUUUGUAGCCGUUCGAUACUCUCGUGGACGUCUUACGGUAAUGACAGACAUUGAAGGUAAAAAUGAAUGGAAGAAUUGUGUGGAUAUUUCUGGUGUUCGAUUACCAACAGGGUACUUUUUUGGAGCAUCUGCAGCAACUGGAGAUUUAUCAGAUAAUCAUGACAUUAUUUCUAUGAAGUUGUACCAGCUUAUGGUUGAGCACUCGCCAGAUGACGAAAAUAUUGACUGGACAAAAAUCGAGCCCAGUGUAAGCCUGCUGAAGUCUCCAAAAGAUAAUGUUGAUGAUCCAACUGGCAACUUCCGCAGUGGCCCUCUGACUGGUUGGAAGGUGUUUCUUCUGCUGCUCGCUGCUCUUUUGGGAAUUAUAGUCUGUGCUGUUGUAGGAGCUGUUGUCUUUCAGAAACGUCAGGAAAGAAACAAGCGUUUCUAUUAACUGAAUGCUCUGGCAAUAUACACGUGCUAGAAUGUGAACUUUUCCCCCACUCACGAAACACGGAUUGUACAAAUGUUUCUUAUGUGGGUAUAGAAGAUAAUUUAAGUGGUAUUUUCAUACUUUUCAUUUAUGGGAAUGAAUGCCAUGGAAAGGUGGGUGGGAGAGGACAAUCACUUUUUAAAGACCACGUUUUUCUUUUGGGGAAGGUCUUAUUAAUUUGAUUUAUUUUUUUAAUAUAACUGACUUUACUGGAGUGUGCAUUAUGUAUAUUUUUUGGGAAGAGAAGUGGCUGCAUAGUUUUUAAGAUUAUAUAUAUUUUUUUUUUUUUAAUGCUACAUCUGCAGACUUGCUCUAGGGAUGUU
Messenger RNA from Bufo gargarizans (Asiatic toad), 1459 nucleotides. It is a transcript of the gene LMAN2, whose product is annotated as lectin, mannose binding 2. NCBI's taxonomy places the organism in Eukaryota, Metazoa, Chordata, Amphibia, Anura, Bufonidae. The transcript is spliced from 8 exons. Gene Ontology annotation, cellular component: COPII-coated ER to Golgi transport vesicle; Golgi membrane; endoplasmic reticulum-Golgi intermediate compartment. Gene Ontology annotation, biological process: Golgi organization; endoplasmic reticulum organization; endoplasmic reticulum to Golgi vesicle-mediated transport. Gene Ontology annotation, molecular function: D-mannose binding. Bases 78 to 1097 code for a protein of 339 amino acids. The record is from RefSeq and is a predicted model, not a curated record.